This is a messenger RNA of Chaetomium globosum CBS 148.51, 1494 nucleotides long. RefSeq lists its product as uncharacterized. The record is from RefSeq and is a predicted model, not a curated record. Bases 1 to 1494 code for a protein of 497 amino acids. Gene Ontology annotation, biological process: DNA replication; DNA strand elongation involved in DNA replication. The transcript is spliced from 4 exons. Lineage: Eukaryota; Fungi; Ascomycota; Sordariomycetes; Sordariales; Chaetomiaceae. Gene Ontology annotation, cellular component: delta DNA polymerase complex. Gene Ontology annotation, molecular function: DNA binding.
AUGGUGACCCUCGACGAGAUUGCAGGCACAGCUCUGCUUCAAAAGCCUUCCAAUACACCGACUGCGAGUCUCGAGCGCCCUGAAUCAAACUACAAAUCCCUUGGCAACUUCUCCCUCCCGAAUGACCGGCAAUACAAACAGCAAUUUGCCGAUAUAUACUUCCUUCGUCUCACCAAAAUCAGACCUGCUGUAGAAGAGGUUGCUACCGCAGCAUGGCAGGAUACUGUAUUGGGCGGCGAGACCGCGACCAAGGUGGACCGUGUCUUGGAUGUGCGCCAGGGCCAGUUAUGCUGGGUUAUUGGCACCGUCUACAUGGAAAUGCCGCUCAAACCCAGCGUGCUUGAAGAUGUAUCCAAAGAUCGCUGGAUCUCCGCCCCUACCAUGGCCGACCACUACUAUGACGGGGCCGGGGCAGAGUCAAUCAUGCUCGAGGACGACUCUGGUCGGGUGCCUCUGGUUGGAAGCGUGCUCAAGGAUUACUUCCUUGUCACAGGCUGUAUUAUCGCAGUCAUGGGCACCGAGAACUCGGACGGUCAGUUCGAGGUUAUUGACCUCAAGUUCGCCGACCUCCCUUCACAGCCAGGCCGCUGGUCCCUUUCCAAAGGCCCCAAGAAACCAAAAGUCAAAGACGAAGAUGUCGAAAUGGCCGACUCCUCACGCCCACAACCCCCCAAAAAGAUCGCCAUCGUCUCCGGCCUCGAGUUCUCAGGCACCGACACCUCCUACGCAAUGGAGCUCAACCUCCUCCUCGAGUUCCUCCUCGGCGAAGCGCUCGACCCCGCCGCGCAAGUCGAGCUCUCCCAAAUCUCCCGGCUGAUCAUCGCCGGCAACUCCAUCGCCAAACCCUCCGAACACGACCCCGCCACGGACAAGAGAGUGCUCAAAAAGUACGGCUACGACUCGUCCUCGUACAAUCCGCUCCCCUCCCAGCUCCUCGACACCUUCCUCUCCUCCCUCCUCCCCACCCUCCCCAUCACCCUCCUCCCGGGCGCGCAGGACCCAGCCAACGUCAGCUACCCACAGCAGCCGAUCCACCCAGCCAUGUUCCCGAACGCACGCACUUACACGGCCGCACCGGGGGCGUCGGAACAACCGGGGUGGUUCGACCCCGUCACCAACCCGUGGGAGGGCGAGGUGGAGGGGUGGCGGGUGCUGGGCACGGGCGGGCAGAACCUGGACGACAUCUGCAAGUAUGUGGAUAGCGAGGACAGGCUGGGCAUGAUGGAGGCCAUGUGCCGGUGGCGGUGCAGCGCGCCGACGGCACCGGAUACGCUGUGGUCGUACCCCUUCCAGGACGAUGAGCCCUUUGUUAUGAAGGACUGCCCCCACCUCUACUUUGUGGGCUGCCAGCCCGAGUUCGGGACCAAGAUCAUUGAGAGUCCACAGGGGCAGAUGGUGCGGCUGGUCCUGAUCCCCUCGUUCGCAGCAACCAAGGAGAUCGUGUUGAUAGACACCGAAACGCUGGACGUGUCAAAGGUGAAAAUCACGGCUUGA